Aedes aegypti (yellow fever mosquito) is the source of this 6528-nucleotide messenger RNA. RefSeq names its product bifunctional heparan sulfate N-deacetylase/N-sulfotransferase (gene sfl). Gene Ontology annotation, molecular function: heparan sulfate N-sulfotransferase activity; deacetylase activity. The record is from RefSeq and is a predicted model, not a curated record. Gene Ontology annotation, cellular component: Golgi apparatus. The transcript has 9 exons. Lineage: Eukaryota; Metazoa; Arthropoda; Insecta; Diptera; Culicidae. The coding region runs from base 1764 to 5000 and encodes 1078 amino acids.
UUUGACGCACAUCUUCGUUUCGCGUGUGUUUCUGUCGUCGAGAACCGUGGGCCGAUUCUCACUUACGGCAGAGAACGCGAUUCGUCCGGACGUGCGGAUCUCCGUGUUUCGUGUGUGCUUACUUUACGGUUUGUGGCUUCACCUGUGAAUUUUGUGUCGAGGACGACGCGCUUUUUAUCGGGUGUGAAUUCGUGAGUGACGAGUUUUGAGUGCAAAUUUCGCCGCCGGGUUUAAAUAGCAAUCGAUUGGUUAGAUCCCAGUAGACUGGUGUUCGCGGAAGUUUCCGCCGUCGUCAAGGAUAUUCUCCAAUCGAAGUUGGCGAGUGCGAAGGAAAACAUCCGGAGCUGUCAGAAUUUUUUGGGUUUCUGAGUUGAUCGGACGAUUUCCGGAAGAAUAGUGUUUCCAAGAUUUGAAAUUCAUUGAAUAGAGGGAGAUUCGUCUGAAGGGGAACGGAUUCAACUGUAGGACAUUCCUACGCAUUCCGGGAAGAUUGGCAUUCGGUUGUGUGUUUGUGAUUAUCCUCGAAAAGUUCGAAUCAAGUGCUGAUGUUUUUGUGCAAUAAUUGGUCAAAAAAGUGCAUCAAGAAGAAGUGUUUGGCGAAGUGAAUAAAUUAGCUCAAAAAAGCAUUCGGUCGAAGAAAAUCAUUUCUGAGAUUGUUGCGUUGAAGAAUGAGUGCAAAGUGAAGCAAUAGAAGAGUGGAAGCAAAGAAAAGUGUGGUGUUUGGUCAAGGUGAGAUUCGUUUCUUUUUCGAGUGUGGGCAAAAGCAGGACGGCGAUAUAUAAACAAAAGAAGCAAAAUAACGUCGCACCGGCAGACGGAGCGAGAGAGCCGUUAAGAACGACUUGAAGAAGGAAGAUUCCAGCCCAGAGCCGCAUCGAUUUUGACAGCUCGGAAAUGCGUUGAAAAUGUAGUGAAUGUGGUUCUACGUCUACUAUAAGAUCAGGCCAACAAGUUGUCAAAAAUGGACGACAUAGUUUGGAAGAGAUCCCACCAGCCACCAACCCUUUCCAGAAGUGAAUCGACAGCAGUGGAACCAUAGUUUGAACUAGAUCAGUGGAAAAAGUUUGUGAGCGGAAACCAGAAGGAAUCAAGUUGCAAAAACAUUGCCAAAAGGAAGCGUGAAAACAGAAAAGUGUGAGUUUGUUUUCUUCUGCUGCUGUUGUUUAUUUCCAUUUGGGGAGAAAACGUGUUGAAAAGAAAUCUGACAAUAGAGGGUGAAACUUUUAGCGGAAGUGGUCGCCUUAUCGCGCAGCGAAGAAUGCAGCACUUCAACCCAGUCAGAGUAAUUGACGGUGGUGUGAGCGGGACGUAAAACUGUGCUGCUUGACACUGUGAAAUUACGGAUCACGCGAAAUUCGACAGACGAACAAAAAGUGCAAGAGAUUCGACUGGUGAAGUUUUUCCGGUUCAAUUUGCUGAAAGCUGUUUUCUAAACACGCCUCGCGGGAGCAGUUUUUUGUUCGGUAGUGUUUUUGAACUGCCACAAUUCCGGGAAAGGUGUGCCACGUCGUUAGUCAUCUUGUGACAUCAAACAUCGAGAGCCGAGCAAUUAAUUAGUCAGAAUGUUAUCCGAAAUAACAUCACGUUCGUUGGAUUAAUCACCUCUGUAGGUUAUCGACGGCUUAUGGUUAGUGGUGCGUGACAUUCGUUCCGUUUCCUAUCCACUGUAAAGUACACACUGAGAAAAACAUCACGCCGGCGAUUGGUUUUCCCGGGCAACGACUCGGACGUCACCAGGUCACAAACGGCCACCGGUGGCCAUCAUGAAAGGAUCCGACUCGAGGACGAAACUAUGGAGCACCUCAUCCACCGGCAGCAGUCAGCAGGAUCUAGCGACGACUCCAACCGCGACAACGAGCACGACUACGACUCCAUACAGUGUCCAGCAACAGUUUGCAAUGGAAAACGGUCGCUACAGUACCAACAACGGCCUCUACGACGAAGACACCACCUCCAGGACGGGAUCUACGGUGAAUCUCCUGCUGACAGGUGGCGGUGGAAGUCCUGGACCCGGAGCCGGUGGUGGAGGCCUGAAACUGACGGCGACUGCAGCUGACAAAACGAACCACAUCCCGCCGACCGGAAGCGGAUAUGGGACCGUGCGGUCUGGUGGCGGCUUAUCCUGCACGAUCCAUGGCUUCAACGGUGAAUCCGACACCGGCAGCUGCACUGUAAAUAGUCAUAGUCAUAGUAGUCAUUUCACGAAUGGUGGAAGCACCACCUCCAGCAGCAGUAGUAAGGGCAAUUAUUUUUUCGGAAGCAGUAGCGGGAAUUCCACGGGAUGCCAUCAUCACUCGCAGCAGCAGCAGCAGUAUCAUCAUCAUCAUCACCCACAUCACGGGUCGGGCGGUGGAAGUGCCACGGUUUUCGCCCGGUGUUGUCUGUACCUGACCAAGGGACUGAAUCUGCGGUUAUGUGCCGGGGCGCUAGUGAUAGUAACGAUAGUUUCCAUGCUGUGCUACAAUUACUAUAUGGACAGUUCGCCGAUUGCAAGUUUUAUGCAUCGGGACACCCGGCCGGCUCCGCUGAUCCACUGCCGGAUGUUGAACGGGAAGGCGGCCAUCGAGGCGAGUCCAGCGCCGGACCACAGGUCGGAAGCGCGGUUACGGAUCGACCCCAAGGUGCUGGUGUUCGUCGAAACGACCUACUCCCGGCUGGGAAGGGACAUCGCCGAGCUGUUGGUGUACAAUCGGAUCAAAUACAAAGUGGAAGUGGCCGGUAAGAGCGUUCCGGUGUUGACCAUCCAGGACAAGGGCCGGUACGGGGUGAUAGUGUUCGAGAAUCUGGAAAAGUAUCUGCAGAUGGACAACUGGAACAGGCAGCUAUUGGAUAAGUACUGUCGUGACUAUUCGGUGGGGAUCAUUGGGUUUGUGGCGCCAAGCGAAGAAACUCUGGUGGGAGCACAACUUCGUGGAUUUCCACUGUUUGUACAUACGAAUCUCCGACUGAGGGAUGCUAGUCUGAAUCCAGGCUCGCCAGUGUUGAGGUUGACCAGAGCAGGAGACACUGCAUGGGGACCGCUGCCCGGUGGGGACUGGGCUGUCUUCCAACAUAAUCACAGUUCGUACGAACCGCUGGAGUGGGCCCAGAGGAAUACGCAGGACUAUCCAACUGAUGGAGUUCAACCGCCAUUGACAACGGUUAUUCAAGAUCAUGGACGGGUUGACGGAAUCCAGAGGGUGUUGUUCGGAUCUGGUUUGAAGUUCUGGUUGCAUAGGUUAUUGUUCCUGGAUGCAUUGUCGUACUUGAGUCAUGGUCAGCUAAGCUUGAACCUUGAGCGACGGAUACUGAUCGAUGUCGAUGACAUCUUCGUUGGAGAAAAAGGCACCCGUCUGAAACCAGAUGACGUCCAUGCUUUGAUUGCUACCCAAAACCGGAUACGUGGUAUGGUUCCAGGAUUUCGAUUCAAUUUAGGGUUUUCUGGAAAGUACUUCCAUCACGGAACUCACGAUGAAAAUCUAGGGGAUGACAUGCUGCUACGGAAUGUGGAGCAUUUUACAUGGUUCUCUCACAUGUGGAAUCAUCAGCAGCCGCAUCUGUACGACAACCUGACCACAUUGAUGAACGACAUGAUUCUCAACAAGGAUUUUGCGAAAGAAAAAGGCAUCCCAACUGAUUCUGGAUACUCGGUUUCGCCACAUCACUCUGGAGUCUAUCCGGCUCACGAGCUCCUGUACAUGGCCUGGAAGAAAGUCUGGAAUAUCAAAGUGACGUCCACCGAGGAAUAUCCCCACCUUCGGCCAGCAAGACUUCGCCGAGGAUUUAUCCACCGAAACAUCAUGGUCCUGCCUCGUCAAACAUGCGGACUCUUCACUCACACCAUGUACAUAGAUCGGUAUCCCGGUGGUCGCGACAAGCUCGACGAAUCCAUCCAAGGCGGUGAACUCUUCCAAACCAUCGUUUACAAUCCCAUAAAUAUCUUCAUGACCCACAUGUCCAACUAUGGGAGCGAUCGUCUCGCACUCUACACCUUCGAAUCCGUCAUCAAAUUCCUUCGCUGCUGGACUAAUCUCAAGCUAACGUCCGCCCCACCGCUUCAGCUCGGCGAAACCUAUUUCAAACUCCAUCCGGACGAAACCGACCCCAUCUGGGGUAACCCGUGUGACGAUCCUCGCCACAUCAAAAUCUGGUCUCGCAACAAGAGCUGUGACACACUGCCCAAAUUCUUGGUCAUCGGACCGCAGAAAACCGGAACCACUGCCCUGUACACCUUCCUGAGUUUGCAUCCCUCCGUGGCCAGCAAUCUCCCGAAUCCGGACACCUUCGAAGAGAUUCAGUUCUUCAACGGUAACAACUACUACCGCGGUCUGGAUUGGUACCAGAAUUUCUUCCCGGUGCAACCGAACGGCACCAACGGUCGGUACAUGUUCGAAAAAUCAGCCACCUAUUUCGACGGGGAACUGGUCCCUCGCCGAGCGCACGCCCUACUCCCCCAUGCCAAACUAGUCACGAUUCUCAUCUCGCCGGCGAAACGUGCCUACUCAUGGUACCAGCAUAUCAAGGCCCAUGGCGACCCGAUCGCCAACAACUACAGCUUCUAUCAGGUCAUCAUGGCGAGCGACUCGGCACCGAAACCGCUACGGGAUCUGCGCAACCGGUGUCUCAACCCGGGCAAGUACGCCCAGCACCUGGAGCGGUGGUUGGCCUACUAUCCGCAGCAGCAGUUGCACAUCAUCGACGGCGAACAGCUCAAGUCGAACCCGGUCGAGGUGAUGAUGGAGCUGCAGCGCUUCCUGAAACUGUCGCCGACGUUCGACUAUAGUGAGCACCUGAGGUUCGACAAUAAGAAGGGCUUCUACUGCCAGAUUGUGAACGAGAAUAAGAAUAAGUGUCUGGGGAAAUCGAAGGGCCGGCAGUACCCGCCGAUGGACGACAAGAGCGCCAAGUGGCUGCAGAGGUACUACCAGAACCACAACAGCGCCCUGAACAAGCUGCUGAAAAAGCUCGGCUCUCGCCCCAUCCCGCAGUGGUUGAAGGACGACCUGUCGACGACAUCCUAACAAUUACGGCACCUGCAGCACCAGCGUCCGGUGGAGGACCCAGAAGAACCGGACGAAGACGGCGAGAACGAGGUGGUAGCCUCGGCAGCGCUGGAAACGCCACAGAAACGGCCGGAGCAGCAGCAGCAGCCACUGAUGAUGAUCCAGUGCAUCCAACGGCGAUAGUAUAGUGUCCUCCCCCGUUGGACAAAGAUGAAUCACAUUCUAGUUGAAUAGAUACUAAUCUAAUUGUAUAUGUACUACUAAUAGGAAGUAAGUGGAGUCCUAGGGCAAGCCCUCCCUGCUAAUGCCUGUGUACAAAGUUGAUCGAAGUAUGAAGUUCGAAGCUGCUUCAUCAUGCCUGGGUCAGGAUGGCCUUGUGGCAGUAGGUGAGCAUCGCAUCUUGGAAGAAGGCGAUCCAUUCCCGGAAGUUAGGAUAAGAUGUAAGGCUUAUUGAUAGUGGUUAGAUGUGUAAUUCGCUAUAGGUUCGAGCUUAGUUUGAGAUGCGAUUCAAACGAAAUCAAGUAUUGUUCUUUUUAGUACUGUGCUAACGCUCUAGCGAUUAAGCGUUUUCGCGACUCUUGAAGUGAGAGAUUGAAGUCCUCGCUAGGCGGUGCAUUCAAUGCGCGCCAAUAGAUGGACAUUGUAAAGAGGAAAACGCUUAGACGCUUCAUCAGGAGGGAUGUACAUUAUGUCCCUCUUGGAAGUUUUAAAUAGUUAAUGAGAAAAGUUUAAAAAUUAUUAGGGCUUAUCCUUCACGAAGAACGGGUUCAGUUUAGCAAUACGCUUAUUAUUAGGGAAGGGAUUUGUUUUAAAUCGAUUAGAUCGGACACUAACUUCUUUGUUGCUGUCGCUAAACAACAUGUUUUUUAGAAAAUAAACGUCUUGUGUUUCUCUCAUUUCCAUUUCAAAUGAGAUGAUUUGAAACUUCGGUUGCCAUAUAUUUAAACUUAGGUUAGGAUGUUUCCCUAAAAUAAACAAAAUUGUACUUAUUCUAAAAAAAGUCAUGGAAAUCUGUGCAAAUCGAAGCGAGAUCUAAUUGUGUACUUACCAUGCAAAUCCGAUUAACGUUAAGAAACCUUGAAGCAAAUUACGGACGCAAAGGAAAAGCAAAAUUCUACAUAUCUACAAAACAAACAAAGAAAAAUAACUAUUGAACAUUUGGUCCCAGCGAAUCUUGACCCCACAAAAAAAGGAAAGCAAAUUAACACUAUUUUUAAACACGAGAAUAACAAGUUGUAAAAACGUUAAGGAAACGCGAGUAUCGAGAGGGCAGCUGGUGGAUUUACAAACGCUUUAAUUUAAUUCUUCAAACUUUACUCAAAUUCCUACUAAGGCGGGCAUUGUUGGAUAAUUAACUUGUUGGUAUUGAUUCGUGUAAAUAUGAGAAAUAAGAAGCCAGAGCUACAACCAACAGUGUUUAGACAGUAAGAAACGAACGAUCUAACGCCUGAAGCUGCACGCAAAAUCGAAACACAGAACAACAGUGAUGAACGGAAACGCCGAAGCGAAGCAGAAAACCGAGCUAAAAUAUAUCUAACAUGUAAAA